AGGUAGAACGUUCGUCAAAGUAGAAUGUUGGAAAACUUUCUUAAGCCACUUCUUGUUUGAACAAGCUGAAGGCAGGUCACUUGUGAUUAACCUCUGCGAUUUCAAGGCAAUUUUGAAAUUUUCCAUGGCUUUCUACCGAAGAACAUUCAACCCAACAGGAUCCUGGAUUGGUACUGAACAUCAGCUUCUGUCUCAGAGAAACAUUCUCUGGCUCAGCACUGCUGAGGAAAACAGAAACAUGGCGCCACUCUGGACAACUCCAAAUACCAACCAAUACCAACAUGUCCGGUCUACACGGUUUUCUGCAAGUAAGUAUUGGAGAGAGUCUGGAGACUGGCGUGCUGCCCAGAAGGGAUAUAGUGGUAUGGUCAAGCUGCCCACCACAACACCUCGAGAGAAAAUGGAAACCCUCACUUUUGUGGGCAACUUUAACCAUCCUCAGCUCACCAGUGUCAGGAGUAGCCAGGUGGCUCCCAUCAAGCCUGCAGCAGUGGCUCCAGUGAGGAAGGAGACAUUUGUAGAGAACUUCUCUCAUGCUUCAAACGUCACCCAGGACCAGUUCAUUGCCCUGCUGAAUUCAAGACAGUCCACCAUCUCUGGAAGUGCAGUCAUCCGUGGUGUUUCAUCCACCCAGAAGACACCACUCAAUCCCACUUGGUCCCAUAGUAGUGACAGUGGGAACAUGAACUAUGCCCACCCAUCUACAAGUGUUGAUGCGCACAUGCCAACACAAGAGCAGAGGCUGCAGUGGGCCACUGCUCUUCAUCCGCAGGAGACUAGUGAUUUGACCCAUGUGGGCAUAAGAAGCUCACACACUAGAUCAUCUGCUGAGAGUGUGAAGUCUCUCAACAAUGUGAUGAACCUCAUGGCCAAAUCUGAUGACACAACUGCAUCGCUGAAGGAGGCUGGACACCUUAGAUUUGUGGGGAACUUCACUCUCCCUGCAGAGGUCCUUCAUGGUCAACAGUCAGCCCAGGUGCCUUGCAGUGUGUCCCAGGAAGGAUUAUAUUCUCCGAGGGUCAGCCAAACUCCGUCCACCUCUGUAGCUCCAGCUAGCCUCCUCACUGGGGCCCGUGGUCAAAUCCCUUCCGUCCCCAAGACAUCAACUGACUAUUACAAUAGAGUGAACUAUGUGAAAAUGAUGGCGUACCACCGUGACAUGGCCUCCUACUACAGGGAGCUCAAGCUCAAGGCUGAGCCCAUCCCAGCAAUGGAGGGGUCAUUGUGCACUACAGAGCUCCAGGGAAAGACAGGAAGCCUCCAUGACUGGAAUGAGCCUCCACAGAAGACGUGGUGGGAUGACGCCACAGAGGGCAUUGUUCUUCCAGAUGAUGCCGUUGAAAAACUUGAUGCCAUUCCAGGCAUCUGGGAUUUAGCCAUACAGAUGGGCUUCCUGACUGUCUGCGAGGCAGAUGACUGAAAAUUUUUUAGUCCAUUAAAAAGAUAAAGCUUAGUUUUGACACACUAUUUUUGUAUUAUAUUUAAAUA
Molecule: messenger RNA, 1488 nt
Organism: Alosa sapidissima (American shad)
Lineage: Eukaryota; Metazoa; Chordata; Actinopteri; Clupeiformes; Clupeidae
Exons: 3
Coding region: 125-1420 (431 amino acids)
Source: RefSeq, a predicted model, not a curated record